GAAAGACGAACUGUUCUUAACUGGUUCAUACUAUUGAUGCACAUACUGUUAUUGACUGGUUCAUACUAUUUAUACAUAUACUCUUCUUAAGAACUCUGGUUCAUACUAUUAAUACAGAUACUGUUCUUAAGAACUUUAGUUUGUUCUAGUGAUACAGAUACAUUUCUUAAGAACUCUAGUUCGUACUAUUGAAGCGGAUAAUGUUCUUAUGAACUGAUUGAAUCUGCUUAUGAUCACGUUGGAAGGAGAGUAAAUCAGGUGUCAUACGACACCUUAUUCCGUGUGUGUGUUUUUUUUUCUCUCUCGACCCAUCCUCUAGGUGUAAUGGGUCUGUGUGUGAAUACUGGCAGGAUAGCUGGAUAGCUUCUUUCAGUGUGUGUGUGUGCGUCUGUGUUGAGAAUGGACCUUCUCCUCCUGCUGGCUCUCGUCUCUUCUCUCUCCCGAUGCUCAGCUCUCUGGUGUUACGACAGCCAGUAUACCUGCGCUGACCCAUGCAAAGACCCCGGGCACUGGGCGAUGCUGUUCCCAAACUGUGGAGGAUUACGGCAGUCACCCAUCAACAUUGUCACCAGCCAAGUGCACGUCAACACCGCCUUACAGCCCUUGGAUUUCAAGGGGCAUGAAAGCAAAAUUAAUAUCACUGUGGAAAAUCUUGGGCAUUCAAUCCAGUUCCUGCUGCCCCAGUCGGUGCGUCUGACCGGAGGAGCCCUGCCGGGGAACUACCGAGCCCUCCAGUUCCACCUGCACUGGGGGGCCGACGGAGGCCCGGGCUCAGAGCACACCAUCGAUGGAGAGAGGUUCCCCAUGGAGCUCCACAUGGUCCACAUCAAGGAGCCCUACAGCUCCCUGGCCGAGGCGGAACACGACAUGGCCGGCAUAGCGCUCCUCUCCUUCCUGUUUGAGGAGUCAAUAGACGACCAUCCUCACCUCAACACUCUGAUUGCUGCGAUGGGACACAUCCAUGAAAACGGGAGCUCAGCAGAGAUCCGAGACUUCAGACUGACCGACAUCAUCCCACCUGCAAAGGACCUCCAUAGUUACUAUCGCUAUGUGGGCUCCAUGACGACGCCCGGUUGUGAGCAGGCAGUAGCUUGGACGGUGUUUCACAAGACCCUGCCCGUCAGCAGCAAACAGCUGGUGGCGAUAUCUCAGCAGUGUCGCUUUUGGAACGGCAAGCCCAUGAUGAACAUCUUCCGCCCGGUGCAGCCACUAGAUGGCAGAGUUGUCUACUGGUCGAGGGCCAGAGCCGUCCUCCCCAACAUGCUGGGCGCGUGUCUGUGUGUGCUCUGCCAGUUCUGGCUCUCGGCCUGGGGCACUUGGGGCGACACAAGUUUUGUAUAAAAAAGCAUUUUUUUUACUCUAUAUGUCCAAUCCAAACAGAACUGCACGUAUUAUUCAGAACCCAUUUUGACAUUUUAAAUAUUCAGAUCCCUAGUUUUCAUCCAUUAGUGGAAUGAAUAAAGGAAAACAACGCAGUGUAAGUUAGGACCCUGAGAGGCAACACUUAACAACAGCCUGCACUCUGUAUUCACUGAAGACAACUUCUACUGCUUCUACUGCCAUCGUAAUUCAGUCUUAGGAAGAAUACGACAAACCAAUACGCACCAGAGCGCUGACGUAGAAUAAAUACUCACAUCAUGGAUAUAGCUUGUCUACAGAUGUUUCAUUUAGGUUAUGUUCAACCCAAGCCACAGGAAGAGGGUAGAGUUGAGGAGAGAAUGGGUAUUUUCUGUAUUUCUGGAGGGAAGAAAUGUUUCCAGGGCUUUCUUCUACUCCUGCUUCUCUUCUGCAGUUUAACAUAGUUGUAGUGUGACUAGUGAGUCCUGGACUAAAUGAACAUUGUCAAUAACGAAUGACUGAUUUCAAUCUCCAAUUAAAAAAUAUACGUAUAUAAAAUGGCA
Gadus macrocephalus (Pacific cod) is the source of this 1901-nucleotide messenger RNA. RefSeq names its product carbonic anhydrase IV c (gene ca4c). The coding region runs from base 400 to 1341 and encodes 313 amino acids. The record is from RefSeq and is a predicted model, not a curated record. NCBI's taxonomy places the organism in Eukaryota, Metazoa, Chordata, Actinopteri, Gadiformes, Gadidae. Gene Ontology annotation, molecular function: carbonate dehydratase activity; zinc ion binding. The transcript is spliced from 8 exons. Gene Ontology annotation, cellular component: plasma membrane.